This is a messenger RNA of Sphaeramia orbicularis (orbiculate cardinalfish), 3805 nucleotides long. Its product is annotated as ATPase family AAA domain-containing protein 2-like. The transcript has 21 exons. Gene Ontology annotation, biological process: nucleosome assembly; nucleosome disassembly; transcription initiation-coupled chromatin remodeling. The coding region runs from base 543 to 3470 and encodes 975 amino acids. Gene Ontology annotation, cellular component: nucleus. The record is from RefSeq and is a predicted model, not a curated record. Gene Ontology annotation, molecular function: histone binding; ATP hydrolysis activity; ATP binding. NCBI's taxonomy places the organism in Eukaryota, Metazoa, Chordata, Actinopteri, Kurtiformes, Apogonidae.
GUGAAACCCUCCACCAGACAGUGAAGACCACGGACCAGGACCAGGUGGGACCAGGACCAGAUGAGUGUGUUCUGGUCUUUUCUUCAGACCUGUGCAGGAUGUUUGGAGAACGUGUCGAACACUGGAGCUGAAGGAAGCCCAGCUGGUUGAAGAAGAUCAAAGCUCAGAGGAACAGGACGGAGCCCAGCGACCCAGACCCAGACCACGCUCCAGUGGAUGACGUGGACGUGGACAGUACCAACGGCUGUCCUGCCAAACUGAGCCGGGCCUCGUCCCUUCACCCGGGCUCCGGUGCCGAGUUUAGCAAAGGAAGUUUCCGGAUCAGCGCCUCUGGACCCAACACCAGCCGCAUAGGAGCCUUCAGGUCAGACCAAAGAGGAGUUUAAGAGGAGAUAAGAGGAGAUGAGAUGAGAUAAGAUAAGAUAAGAUAAGAGGAGAUAAGAUAAGAUAAGAUAAGGUAAAGUUUCUUUGUGAUCCUUCAUCUCCAUCUGUUUGAUCAUAUUGAUCUGAAUCUGAUCAGGUUUGUGUUGUGGUUUAAUGGGAUGUUUCCUCCAGGAAACGUUGGUGUCGUCUUCCUUUUGUUUGUUUGUUUGUUUGUUUGUUUGUGUGUUUGUUUGUGUGUUUUCCGUCUCAGGCCCGUUAAAGCCUCGUGGAUGAACCGGUCGGAGGAUGACGACUCGGAGGACUCCGAGCAGGAUGUGGGCGUGGCCUCCGGCAGGUGCAGCUGGCGUCCGUUGGGCGUGCGUUCAGGAAACAGUCGAGACAAACUGAGCGCAGGAGCACGACUGGCAGACAUAGACCCCAUGGCCGUCGACCAAUCAGUGGGCUUUAACAGUAUUGGUGGUCUGUCAGGUCACAUCUCUGCGUUAAAGGAGAUGGUCGUCUUUCCUCUUCUUUAUCCUGAGGUCUUUGACAACUUUAAGAUUCAACCUCCCAGAGGUUGUCUGUUUUACGGUCCUCCGGGGACGGGCAAAACGCUGGUGGCCAGGGCGCUGUCCAACGAGUGUAGCCACGGCAACAGGAAGGUGUCCUUCUUCAUGAGGAAAGGAGCCGACUGCCUCAGCAAAUGGGUGGGAGAGUCCGAACGACAGCUGAGACUGCUGUUUGAACAGGCCUACCAGAUGCGUCCCUCCAUCAUCUUCUUCGAUGAGAUCGACGGGCUGGCGCCGGUCCGCUCCAGCCGCCAGGACCAGAUCCACAGCUCCAUCGUGUCGACGCUCCUCGCCCUCAUGGACGGGUUGGACAGCCGAGGUGAGGUGGUGGUGAUCGGAGCCACCAACCGCCUGGACUCCAUCGACCCGGCUCUGCGACGACCGGGACGCUUCGACAGGGAGUUCCUGUUCGGGCUGCCGGACCGAGAGUCUCGUAAAGAGAUCCUGAAAAUCCACACCCGACAGUGGAAACCUGCUCCGUCCGACGAUUUCCUGGACGAACUGGCCGAGAAAUGUGUCGGUUACUGUGGCGCUGACAUCAGAGCGGUGUGCACUGAGGCGGCGUUGUGCGCCCUGCGCCGCCGUUACCCUCAGAUCUACGGAACGCCUCAGAAGCUCCUGCUGGACGUCUCCUCCAUCUCCGUCAGCGGCUGCGACUUCGUGGCGGCCAUGAGGAGGACGUGUCCGUCCGCCCGCCGCUCCACCGCCUCGCCCGCCGCUCCGCUGUCCGCCGUGGUCCAACCGCUGCUGUCCGCCGCCCUGGGUGACGUCAUAGAGAGGCUGCAGAGGCUGUUCCCUCACACUGAGCAAGGCAUGAAGAGGAAGAGGGAACCAGGAAUGACCGCCGGUAUCCUUGACGACGGUCUGAUGUGCGACGCAGACGAAGGCCACGCCCCCAGCAUCUCCGCCCCCUCCAAGACCAAGAAGUUCCUGCACUUUGGCCGGAGCGCGGUCAAACAGCCCACGUCCCACCGUCCCAGAAUGCUCCUGGCCGGUCGUCCCGGUGCAGGACAGACGUCCCACCUGGCUCCGGCGGUGCUCCACGCUCUGGAGCGUUUCACCGUCCACAGUCUGGAGCUGGCCGUGCUGUUCGGAGGCAGCGGCGGUGCAUCCCCAGAGGAGGCCUGCGCUCAGGUUUUCUGCGAGGCCAGGCGAACAUUUCCCAGCAUCCUCUACCUGCCCAACAUCCACCAGUGGUGGGAGGCGGCGGGGGCGGCCCUGCGCUCCUCCUUCCUCCACCUCCUGGAGGGACUGCCCUCCUUCAGCCCCGUCCUCCUCCUGUCCACCUGCAGCGUCCACGUCCAACAGCUGGACCCAGAGGUCCAGUCUUUGUUCCGGGUCCAGUACGGGGAGGUCUACACCGUCGGAGUUCCCACCAAACAGGAGAGGACCGACUUCUUCAAGGACCUGAUUCUGAACCAGGCGGCCGAGGCUCCGCCCACCAACCACAAAACCUUGGCUCAGGAUCUGGAGGUCCUCCCCCUGGCCCCGCCCCCUCCGCCUCGUCAGCUGUCAGAGCAGGAGCGCCUCCGUCUGGAGGAGCAGGAGGAGGACAUACUGCGGGAGCUCCGCCUCUUCCUGCGAAACGUCACCGAGCGUCUGUUUCUGGACCCACGCUUCAAGGCUUUCACUGAACCUGUGGACGAAGACGAGGUGCCGGCCUACUCGGCGGUCAUCAAGAGGCCCAUGGACCUGUCCACGCUGCUCACCAACAUCGACGAGCACCGCUACGGCACCGUGGGUGACUUCAUGGCCGAUGCUGACCUCAUCUGGCAGAACGCCCUGGAGUACAGCCCCGACGGCGACGCCACGGAUCGGAACAUCCGCCACCGGGCAUGUGCACUGAAGGACACGGUCCGCGCCAUCAUCCGAGACGAGCUGGACGAGGACUUCGAGAGGAUCUGCGAGGAGGUCAAAGAGUCGCGGAUGAAGAGAGCCUUUAAGAAGAAACGCUCCAGACCUCCUCGGAAGUCCAAGUGGAGCACCGGCGUCAUCCCCAAACCCAAGAAGAAGAAGCCCGUGACCCCGCCCCCCUCCUCUUCAUCUUCCUCUGACUCGGGCGUUGCCAUUGGCUCGUCGAAGGCCGUCCUCCUGAACGGGUUCCACCUCCACCUGAACGGCCUCCGCAACGGCGUCCUCGUCAACGGCUUCCACCGUCCGCCGCCGUUAGGCCGCCACGCCGGGACUCGAACCGGCACCUCCAAGACUCCGCCCCCCCGGAUGAGGAUCCUCGACGGGGUUUGUCUGACCCGCAUAGAUCAGAACGGCAGAUUUGAGACGACAUCCAACCGGCUUCCUCCCAUCAACGGAGUUCGAAAGGCGGAGCCUUUGAAGCCGGACAAAACCCCGGUGACGGUCGACGGCAACAAACUAAAGGAGCUCCUCAACAGGGCGGUGGCUCAGACGGACGGCGCGGAGGUGGAGCCUCUGGAGAAGCUCUACGCCCUGUUGGCCCAGUGCAUCUACAGACACCGAGCAGACUACAACAAGAAUGACCUCAUCAAGGAAAUGAAGAAGGAAAUCGACGGCUUCUCCUGAUCUCAAAGUGUUGAAUCAUGUUUACUCUGAACUUUUAUGGAAACUUAUCAAAUACCUCAGCUUUCAGUCUUUGUAUUAUUUACUAUUUAUUAGUUUUACCGACAGACGAGCAACGAAUUACCGUUAAAAACCACCAGUCGUACACUGACGUUCAUCUCUGUGACGAUGGAGAAAGAACACCAUUUCCCAUAAUGCAUCAUCCGUUCAUAUGAAACACCAGGGUUUUGCUUUAGUUUAUGUUGAUCUGAAUAUAUUCAUGUUUGUCUCAUAUUUAUUUCAUGUAAUUUGCUUGUGUCGUAAAUAUUUAAAUAAAGCUUUGUCUGUUUUCUGUUCAU